AACAAAUGAGACAAAUAUGUACACAAUGUCGAAGCAAAAAAAUGCAAGAACUAAAAUGAAUUUUCUUAUCAAACAUGUAGAAUAAUGUAAAAUAUACGUCGUCCCUCUGUUAACCUGGCUUCUGAGUUCCAUUUCUCUUUUUAUGUGUACGCUUAUAUGUUGGAGAUUAUGUUUUUAGGCAAAAAAAGUCUUGACAAGCUUGGUCCUUCUAAUUUUUCUACGUAGCCAGUUUUUUGGUACUUGUACCAAUAAUUUUCCAAUAACAGCUAAGCAUCCCCUAAAAGCCACAUUGUUACCACACUCAAAGAACAAUUAUUAGCAUCUGGACUUUUUUUGAACCUUAUUAUCAAGGCUGAAGGAAUGACUGUAAGAAAAACGCGCCAUUUGACGGGACUAUACAUUUAUUGACAGUUUGACCGCCAACUUGCACCAACUGUCAUCCUCGAACAAACAAUGGAUAAUUGUUUAUAAAUUAUGUGGGAUGUACCAAACAAGAUCAUGUUCCUGUGUAAUUAGAUAUGCAUGAAAAAUACUGUCUUUUACCAAUUAUAUUGAAAGGAGCGUUUCUGGACAAAAUUUAAAAUGUUGUACACAUGUAGCACCUUUAAACUCCUAGUAUCCUCAAUUCAAAUUGUUCCUCACUGUGAAGUUGUUCAUUAAUACUUUUUUACCUAUGAUCAACCUUCAUAUUAAGCUAAAAUCAGAAGCUUUUGCUAUAAACAAAAUUUUACGUAAUCAAAUUUUAAGAAAUACAAAAGAAUUGGCUUUUUAACGACUAAUGUGAUGAUUACAAUCACUAAUCUAAUUGUUUGAGAGAUCGAGUCAUGCGAUUACCCACGAAAGGCAGACAGGACUAAAAUACAACUCAUGACUCAUAUAAUCAAAGUGAAAAACAUUCAAAGCCAAAAAUCUGAAAAUUAACAUGCAUCCACCUAUCUUAAAUUUUAUGAAUAAACCUUUUUCGAAAUGGCAAGCACAGGUAGCAUUGACGUAGCAGGAAAUUCCCGUAGAAAGGAUUUUUAUGUAGGUGAACGCGGGCUGUGAAAAAAGUCAUCUAUUGAUUAUUUUGUUAACCACCAUUCCGCAAUUAAAAGUAAUUACAUUAUUUGUCACUACGUCCUGGAUGCAAUCACGAACUGAUUCCGGAUGUCAUUUCAGAUUAAUUACUUCCUAUGAAACAGUAUAAAGCGCUGCGAGAUCGACUGUAUUAGCAUACAAAGCUUACAAGCUUACAAGGUAGUUGAUACAAUAGCGAAACGCAAUGGUGAAACUGCUGCUGAUUUUAGCACUUUUGCAUAUAGCAUCAAGCGAAUAUAUUCGAGUGUGCUAUGUUACAAACUGGGCUCAUUACAGGCGAGGGGUUGGACAUUAUAACAUUGCAACAAACUAUGAAGACAAGCUAUGCACGCAUAUUAUUUAUGCUUUUGCUAAAGUUACGUCAAGUGGAAGCAUAUUACCAUAUGAAGCAAUGGAUAUACCAAUAGGCUACAAAGCAGUCAGUGCCUUUAAAAAAAGGGAUCCCAAUCUAAAAACAUUAUUAGCUGUUGGUGGUUGGACGCAUAGAUCAGUCGGAUUUACAGAUAUUGUAAAAACUCCUGAAUCUCGAUUAAAUUUUAUUACAAAAGCUAUCAGUUACUUAAAGGAACAUGAUUUUAAUGGCCUAGAUCUGGAUUGGGAAUACCCAGCACAGCGUGGUUCGCCACCAGGUGAUCGACACUUAUUUACUUUACUUUGUGAAGAACUGAAGCGUGAAUUUUCUAAGCAUAAGUUAUUGGUGACAGCAGCUGUAGCCGCAGGUGUUUCAAGUGCAACGACUUCGUACGAAAUAUACGAAAUUUCCAAGCAUCUUGAUUUCAUUAAUCUGAUGUCAUACGAUCUUCACGGUUCAUGGGAAAGCUCAACUGGCCAUCACACUGACGCCAGUGAAACUAGACCUACUAGCCAACACAGCGUGUACAACUCAGUAAACCAUUGGUUAUCAAGUGGUAUGGACCCUUCAAAACUAAUUUUAGGUUUGGCUUCCUAUGGUCGAGGCUGGUCACUUCGAGAUGGAUGCAGAGAAUGGGAUUUGGGAACUCGAGGUAAAGGAGGAAACACACCGGGUAACUCAACAAUGGCAAGCGGAUUUUUGGCCUACUACGAAAUCUGUGAUAUGAAGUUUCAAAAUCGAAUCUGCACAUCUUCAAGUAGUGUAAAUGCACCGUAUGGUUCAGAUGGAAAUAACUUUAUUGGCUAUGAGGAUGAAGAAAGCAUUGCAUACAAAAUCAAGAACAUUAUGAAGAAGAAAAAUCUAGGUGGUUUUAUGUUCUGGUCUAUCGAUCUUGAUGAUUUUUCCAAUCAUUGUGGUACAGGAAAGUUUCCACUGAUUAAAGCAGCAACUGCUGCGGUGGAUCAAGAUGUACAACCUAGAGCAUGCCAAGACAUAACACACACUGGAGAAUGUCCUCCACCACCAACGUUACCUCCAAGUAAAUGUAGAGUGAACCCAAUAGGUCCAUGGAAAGGUGAAUUUGCAGAAGAUGAGUGGUGUAGAAACCCAGGAAAUUGUCCUGAUGGUCCACAUUGCACGCAUUAUAAAGGAUGUACAAGUUGUAUGUGCGAAUGUGAUGACGACGUUACAGGUACGUCACCUCCUACAAAAUCAACUGUUUCUUCAAAGACUUCGUCAACCCGUUCCACUAAAUCUUCAACAAUGCUUUCUACCUUAUCUUCAACGUCCACUACGUCCACCAAUAGCCCUGUUUUACCUGGUACUUGCACUGUCCCGUCUGAUCUACAGUUAAGAAAAAGCUGCUAUAUAAACCCAAAGGGAUUGUGGAAAGGUGAUGCAUUUGACCUGUGGUGUAAAGUAAACUGUGCCACUGAAAUAACAUGUCAUAGCGAUAUGUGUUGCUGUGAUUCGGGGAACUAGCCAAUUUUUUGGUCAAAGGAAAACUACAACAAAAGACAGCACGAACGAUAAACAGCAUUAAAAUUUCUGUACGUGCAGGAGGUAAUAUGAUUGUAUUCAACGUACCUCAUGUUGCUAAUAAAUUAUUGAGCAAAAAAUAAAUUAUUUUAGGGAUUAUUAUCAUGGAAUUAUAUUUAUCAAUAUAAAA
Messenger RNA from Hydractinia symbiolongicarpus, 3098 nucleotides. Its product is annotated as chitinase-3-like protein 1. Gene Ontology annotation, molecular function: chitinase activity; chitin binding. Gene Ontology annotation, cellular component: extracellular region. The record is from RefSeq and is a predicted model, not a curated record. Gene Ontology annotation, biological process: carbohydrate metabolic process; chitin catabolic process. The coding region runs from base 1262 to 2911 and encodes 549 amino acids. NCBI's taxonomy places the organism in Eukaryota, Metazoa, Cnidaria, Hydrozoa, Anthoathecata, Hydractiniidae. The transcript is spliced from 3 exons.